AUGAGACCCAAGGCGUUGACCAGUGAACAAAGGAAAACGGUCGGGAGAGCAGAAGAGCGACUCACCGAAGCGGAUCAAGACCAACUGGCUCGACGAGAUGAUUCUAUCCGUCAUAGGCAUGUCACGAGGGUGACAUGGGAUAAUGAAUCCCAGGUGGAGGGACCAUCGAAAGGGAAAGGUCCAGACCCCCGGAAUUGGGGAGGGUUAGACCUUGAUGGUACAGAAUAUGAGCUAGAGGCUCAGAGGGCAGCGUUAGCUUCGUAUAAAGCAAUGAAGUCGGCAGGAGGGGACUUACCCAAUGUUUAUGAGGGAGUAUCCUCCAGACCAGAGUUGUCUCGACUUAACGAAGGGGGCAACGAGCCAAGCGACCUUCAACGAAUGGUCGAAGCGGCAGUACGAGCUGCCGAAGACUGUCUGAGGAAGGAGUAUGAGAUAAAACUCAAAGCGGUUAGUAGAAACAAGAGUUUUAAACCCCAGAAGGGGGUUGAACAUACCGAACCUGUCGAGGGAAGAGGGGCUGAUCCUGUGCGCAGAAUGAUCAAUAGGGUAGUGCAACCCUCGAAAGAACCCAGGGUAAGGAACCGCACCCCUCAAACGAUGGAGCCAGUGCACCAGGUGGCACCUGAGUCUUACAUUGGGAAGGCGCUGGGAAGGAUCGAUCUUGACGAUCCAGAUGACUCGUCGUCGUCAUCCUCAUCAUCAUCGAGUGAGUCAGAAUCGUCGGAGAGUACGAGCUCCUCGAGUGAAGAUGACCGUCCACCCAGGAAGAGAAAGACUUCUAAGAAACGAAGUAAGUCCAAGAAAUCAAAAAGGACUAAGACUACCUUGAAACCCAUCCCACCCACUGUGUAUGAUGGAACAAUAGAUUCCCGUGCUUACCAUAGGUUCAUUACAGAGGGCACCGUGUAUGUGGAGGACGGCAAGGUGAAAUCUGAAAAGAAGGUGUUCGUGCUCGCGCACUUCCUAAAGGGAAAAGCGCAUGAGUUUUACAUUAGAGAGGUAUCGGGAGACCCUUACCAAUGGCGCCUGAGGGGGUUCUUUACAGAACUCUUCAACUACUGCUUCCUGAUUAACUUUCGGAUGAAGCAGCGAGAGAAGUUGAAACACUGUUUUCAAAACGAUAAGUCAGUAAGAGACUAA
Suillus clintonianus is the source of this 1140-nucleotide messenger RNA. RefSeq lists its product as uncharacterized. The record is from RefSeq and is a predicted model, not a curated record. The transcript has a single exon. NCBI's taxonomy places the organism in Eukaryota, Fungi, Basidiomycota, Agaricomycetes, Boletales, Suillaceae. Bases 1 to 1140 code for a protein of 379 amino acids.